This is a messenger RNA of Coccidioides immitis RS, 2344 nucleotides long. RefSeq names its product RING finger domain-containing protein. The record is from RefSeq and is a predicted model, not a curated record. The transcript has 3 exons. NCBI's taxonomy places the organism in Eukaryota, Fungi, Ascomycota, Eurotiomycetes, Onygenales, Onygenaceae. The coding region runs from base 1 to 1683 and encodes 560 amino acids.
AUGCCUUUCUCCUCCCACUCCUCCAGAUCCUCCAGAUCCUCUUCUUCGUCUUCGCAUGUCCUGCUUCGGUUGAUAUGUCAAUCAUUGCUCCUCCUCGUGUCUUUCGUCGCCGCGCAGGAAGCAUUCCCAACCGAUGAUUCCGUAGUGACCCCGCCGCUUGGAGCGCCACAGUUCUUCCUCUAUACCCGCCAGUUUGCCCUAGAUCCCGCCUUUCUUGUACCUCUAACCAAGUCUAUGAGCGACGCUCCUCCAAGUGAUUUUAACGUCACGGGAACAUUGGUCGACGUCUCGCCAGAGAAUGCGAACAACCUCAAUGAAGACCAGAUAGCCCUAGUCAGCUGCGAUGACUCCGCAUAUCCCGGAAACCAGAAAGUCAAGGACACUCUCAAGGAGCUCAUUUCCAACAAUCCGACCGCCGGUGCGACUAUAUUGUAUACCGAGAGAGACAGGUAUCAUUGUGAAUACACAGCGGACAUGUCGCUCCCCCCGUAUCCGAAUAUCUUCACCUUGACAAGAGCGUCGAUAGCCCAGGAACUGCAGAAUAAGCUCAAGAGCAGCCCGACCGGGUCGUCUUCGAUCGUGGCGGAGGAUCCGUCCCCCUCCGAAACCGGGAUAGGUGCCAUUGAGACAGGAGGCUCCAGUUCGCCCCUGGAAAGGGAUCGUGGGAACAAUGGCCCAACUACCUCAGUGGCUAUGAUCAUCCUGUAUUCGGUCACUGGCGUUAUCACGCUGCUCUUCCUCGGCGUCAUCCUCACCGGUGCCGUUCGCGCGCACAUGCAUCCGGAACGCUACGGGCCUCGUAACAUCAUCGGCCGUCCUCGACAGAGUAGAGCCAAGGGCCUUGCACGGGCCAUGCUGGAGACGCUACCGAUCGUGAAAUUCGGCGACUUGGACGAACCCACCGCGCAGCCCGGAGCGGCCAAGGCCGGAGACGUUGAGAUGGGCUCGAGUCAAGGAGGAGGACCGGAAGAGCAAAAGAAGGGCGGCCACAAGGCUAAGGGAGCUUCCGAAGAGGAUGGGGCGUCGCAGCGUUCCCAAACGAGCGCUGCGGAUCACGAUCGCAACCUGUCGGGCAGGGAUGAUGGGCAUAUUGGACCGGCGUCGUCGUCGCGAGCUGGAACGCCGGAUGGGCCGGAACCCGCGGGCGAAACUACCCUUGGGUGUCCGAUCUGCACCGACGACUUUGAAAAGGGGCAGGAUGUCAGGCUGCUGCCGUGUGACCACAAGUUCCAUCCCGAAUGCAUUGACCCAUGGUUGGUGAACGUUUCUGGAACUUGUCCUCUCUGCCGCAUCGACCUCCAUCCUCACGACGAAGACGAACAGCAACUUGAAAAUCCAGACGAACAGCCCGCCGAGGACGACGGAAGACUUCCUCCUCCCCUCCGGGAUAACAGAGGCCCCGGCAAUGAACCGGAAGGCACCAGGGACCGUCGUCGCCGCCGACGAAGUCUAGCGACAUACAUCCAGUCCACCAUCAACGCCAUGCCGCCCAACGACGCUUCCAUAGAGCAGCGACUCGAAGCCGUGCGUCGAUUACGAUCACCGCAGCAGCAAGAAGGGGCGCAGACGGCGGCGACGGGAGCUAUCGGAGCAUCGUCUGAGAACAGAAGAAGCCGGCGGUUUUCCACGAUGUUGCUGGAUAGCUUCCGCAUACACACGAGACGACAUGGUGAAGAGAUGUAAAAGAAAAGAAAAGAAAAGCAUGUGGUCUAGCUCCCAUCAUGAAAUGGAUACUUUGAUGGGGAGGGGGGACACACGAUGCUGCUUUUCUCUUUACGAGGAUACGGAUUUCUUUACAGGUUUUUCUUUCCCGUUUUCUUUUUAUUAACGACAUACCCGAUAUCCAAAGCAGGUGGAUUUGAUAGGAUUUCCCCUUUUUUUUUUUUUUUUUUUUUUCUCUUUUUACUUUUUAUUUUGUGGUUUAAACCCAAGUUGGGCUCUACCUGAUUGCAUACGGUAGUGGGAUUGGGAUUGGGAUUGGGACAUAUUCAAGCGGUCUUUUUUUUUUUCUCCACCUAGUUUAUCUCUAUGAUGAGGAGUUAAAAGUGUUGGAUUUUUCUUGAAAAAGGGGGGCGGAGGGGGUUGAAGGUGCUACGGGUCUGGGACAAUUCUUGUGGAUAUUUGAUUUUAUUUCUUCCUGGAAUCUGUUCCUUUUCAAGGCUUCUGUGGGCGAAUGGGAUAUAUAAACUGGGUGCUGGAGUUUUUUAGUUCUCCUUUUCUUUUCAUCGCAUGUUUUUUUCCUUCCUUUUUUUUUUUUUUUUGUUCUGUGUCAAAAAACUCGGGAGAACAGACAAGGGGGAAGGGUGGGUGGUGCUGUUGAUCAAUACUAGGAUGUUUUCUUUUC